AAUUCACCGGUUUUCGAAAGAACUAAACCAAAAGUGUUGUGGAAUAACCUUUGUUGUUAACUAUGGCUGAUGAAGAAGAUCCAAAAGAGUAUCGCUGGGAGACGGGAUACGAGAAGACAUGGGAGGCAAUCAAAGAGGACGACGAUGGGCUGAUCGAGGGAUCCGUGAGCGAUAUCAUCCAGAAGGCGAAGCGCAAACGCCAGGCAAUGAAACGGGGCUUCAGCAAGCUCGGCAUGAUGCGUCACCUGUACAUUCUGCUCGACUGCUCCGAAGCAAUGACGGUGCCAGAUCUCAAGCCGACCCGGUUCAUCUGUUCGCUGAAGCUGCUGGAACUGUUUAUCGAGGAGUUUUUCGACCAGAAUCCCAUCUCCCAGCUGGGCGUCGUUGCGAUGAAGGCAAAACGGGCCGAAAAGAUUUCCGAGCUCAGUGGUACCUCCCGGAAGCACGUGAAAGCUGUACACGCGCUUAACAAUGGGGUACAGUUGGUCGGAGAACCCUCGCUUCAGAAUGGGCUCGAGCUGGCACUGAAAACACUACGCUUGGUGCCAUCGCAUGCCAGCCGGGAAGUGCUGGUCGUGAUGGGUAGCUUGACCACGUGCGAUCCGACCGACAUACAUUUGACGAUCGAAACACUCAAAGCCGAGGGAAUACGUUGUUCAGUCGUGUCGUUGUCGGCGGAGAUUCGAAUUUGCAAGUACCUGUGCACCGAAACGGGUGGCACUUACAGUGCCGUACUGGACGACGCCCACUACAAGGAUCAGCUGUUGCAGCACAUCGAUCCACCGCAAGCCGGAAACCAGCAGGAAUUUUCACUCAUUAAGAUGGGCUUUCCGCAUGGCAAAACGGAGUCCGGCAAGGAGCCCCCGCUGACCAUGUGCAUGUGCCACAUCGAUAGUGCUGACGAACCGGCCAAGCUUACCUCGGGCGGGUACCACUGCCCGCAGUGCUACAGCAAAUACUGCGAACUACCAGUGGAGUGUUCCGCUUGUGGGCUCACGUUGGCUUCGGCACCGCAUCUUGCCCGCAGCUACCAUCAUCUGUUUCCCGUGCCACACUUUAACGAGCUGCCGUUGGAACAGGUUCAGGUGCAGGAACCGCGCGAUCCACCGGUAACGAAUUGCUACGCGUGCCAGAAGACGCUAGCGAGCGGCACCGAUAAGAUGGUGUACGAGUGCGGAUCGUGCCAUCAGGUGUUUUGUAUCGAUUGUGACAUUUUCAUCCACGAAACAUUGCACUCGUGCGUUGGUUGUACCACGAUUCCGGCUUCGGCACACAAUUUACAAACCCGAAAGCCCGUCCCACCACCGCACAGUUUAUCCAUUAUUUAAGAAUUAAGGAGAAGAAUUCCUACAAUAUUUUUGCUGCAGAAUAAA
Anopheles coustani is the source of this 1373-nucleotide messenger RNA. RefSeq names its product general transcription factor IIH subunit 2 (gene Ssl1). Gene Ontology annotation, biological process: regulation of transcription by RNA polymerase II; nucleotide-excision repair; DNA-templated transcription. The transcript is spliced from 2 exons. The coding region runs from base 63 to 1328 and encodes 421 amino acids. Lineage: Eukaryota; Metazoa; Arthropoda; Insecta; Diptera; Culicidae. Gene Ontology annotation, cellular component: transcription factor TFIIH holo complex; transcription factor TFIIH core complex. Gene Ontology annotation, molecular function: zinc ion binding. The record is from RefSeq and is a predicted model, not a curated record.